Messenger RNA from Rhopilema esculentum, 7869 nucleotides. Lineage: Eukaryota; Metazoa; Cnidaria; Scyphozoa; Rhizostomeae; Rhizostomatidae. The record is from RefSeq and is a predicted model, not a curated record.
UACCUUCAAUCUCGUUCUUUAUUUUGCAAAAACCUUUGCUCAUUCGUAGUUUCAUAUUUUCAAAGAAUUUCUUGAAAACCGUAUGCUUCCUACUUUUGUUUUGAUCAAAGCUAGGCCAUUUCUGUCCUCAUUAUUUCGAUUUUCCAAACCUCGCGGCCUGACAACUUUACCGCAGCAGGAUAGAAUUACAAGCAAUUGCCAGUUGGAUAUAGUUGUCUAGCCUUUCAACUACAGUUGCUCAUGUAACAUUUUAACCAUCAAUUGGGCGGUAACCAGUGGAAUGUAUUAUUAAUGCGUCCAUUGUUCAAUGUGCCAAAUUGUUACUAUGGAAAAUAGUUAAACUGACUUUGUUUGACAACAUUCAAUCGACAAUCAGGUACUCGUACGCGUCGCUGACCUUUGCUCACAAUGUUUCCGCUUCCUCAGUAUAUCAAAACAGACUCGAACCUUAUCGAUACAAAUUAUACACUUUAGAUUAACUUUUACAAUUUUAAAAAUGGACCGUGUUAAUAAAUAUGCUUGUAAUAAAGAUACUGUUUAUAAACAUCGUUUUUUCAUUACAACGAAAAUCUUACAUUCUAACUCGCUUGGAAAGCUUUAUGAAAAGAGUAUUUGAUAUUGAAUAUAUGCAUUUUAGGCUUCAUCUCCUCCGACAUGGGAAGACAUGGCACAUGCUAAAACUUUUUAAAAUUCAACGCCUACUUAUAUUUGCAUUUUUGGUUUCCAAGUAUUCAUUACUUAUUAAUAUAUUUGCCAUUCUCAAGAUUCUAUCUGUUAGAAAAAAAGUAGGAAGUUGUGAAUUAUUAACGGUUUGAAAUCUAUGGAGACCCUUUUUCGGCCUUGAUAUACCAAUUGUUCUACAAGAAGGAACUGUGGAAACAUGAAGAAUAGUUGAACCACGAAAGCAUUGAUUUGAGUUCAGGGGGGGCUUCAGAUCUUCCCUAGUAAUUCCAAAAGUGUCUAAAACUAUGCAUUGAACCAUCAUGCUCAUUUUAACCCCCCCUCUCUCUAAUCCCCAACAGCCCCAAAGGUGUCUACCGUAAUUCUUGUUGAGAAACACUAAAUUGUCAGGAAACUUAAUGGUACAUGGUACCUAUUGUUGUAGUAUAUUCUAGUCACUGGGAUUAAUCCAGUAAUAGAAAAAUCAGCCCUAUUUAAACCAAUGCACACAGGGCUUUGAUCUUUUAUUUCAAAUAAUCUCUGUGAAAAGAGCUAAUCGCAAUGAAAUCUGAUUAAUAGAAUUGGUCUGCUUUUAAUGAAGCUAACUUGAUUUACAAAUUAUUCAGUGUGAAGAAAUUUCACAAAGGCAAUCACAAAAUUGUUUUGCUGCUGCAGGUCCUAGCUAGUUAUAGCACCAAGCAGAUCUUAAUAUCCAUCAGAGAGCUUAUGCUCCUACCAGCAAUUUAUUAAGAAGACCUGGUAGUUUAUACUUUUAAAAACUGAUAUUUUUAUAGGAAAAGCUUGUGAAAUAUUAUGCAAAGAAUGAUAAGGCCCAAAUACUAGGGCUGCUUGAUGGGUUGGACUCCAAAAAUGUUUGCAACUACAUUGAAACAAAUUGAGAAUAAAGGCUCCAUCAGAGCAAAUAAAUUUCUUAAGAAUAAAUGCUGUGUUAAGUAUAUUUAAAAUUUAAUAAAGUAAUUUUAAAAUAUUAAAAAUGUUUGUUAUACAACCAUAAAAUGUUAUCCACAAAACACCUUUUGUAGCCCUGCCAUAGGUCAACAAGAUAAAACACCAAGAAUGUGCAAAAUGUACAAUAUCAACAUACAUCAGUAAAUUGAUUAGUUAAUGUGUUCUUUUAUUUAGAUUUGCUGAAGUAUGUGUACAUAAGAACAGAAUUAUCAUUUUUUGUUUUUUGCUAGUAAGAGUCUCAUGCUGCUGAACGAGCCAAACAUCAUAAGCUUGAUAUAGUACGACUUUAGUCCAUUGUUUUAUAUCAAAUUGAACUUUAAACUGUAAACUUCUAAAUAUAUGCACAGAAAUAGUGCCUUUGUGUGUCACAAGCUUCAAUAUCUUGUCUCAUGAUUUCUCGGCAUACUUUGAAAAGUCACUUUAAAAAUUUUUCUUAAAAUUAUUAAUACAGAAGAUCUCAGCAUACUUUUUUGAUAAAUAUUUUGAUUGUUUCUCGAGGAAUUUUUGUUUCGAAAUGAUAUAGGCAAAUUGUUAGGGGCUAGAAAAAUUUCAGUACAUUCGAUAAUAGGUGGUAUUUUUUUGCUGUUGUUUGGUUCCAAAUAAACCACAAAGUCCUGAUAUCCCCUUUCAAGAUAAGAUGCUCAACCUCAACCUAGAACUUGCCAUGUGCCUAGAAAGUUCUACUAGCUAGAUUAAGUGCCAAUUCUUCCCAAUUAGCCCUAGUUCUGUUGCCCAUCAGUCACAAAGUCCUGUGAGAUGUUACAAUACUUUGUGAGGCCCCCUAGACCUCGAGGCCUUUAGACAAUUUGCCCUCCUUGCCCCCCACUCUCUUCUCGGCCGCGGACCUAAUGUAUAAAACCUGUUAAACUGUUUCAGAUUUCCUGAGAUUUGGCAAAGACUUCAUCACUCUAUUGGAACAGAGGCUUUGAGAGGCGCAUUCCCCCCUAGUUUUCAAAAGCCCCCUAUUUCUCCCAUUACCUUGGCUCUUGACCCAUCUAACGGGCUAGGACCGAAUUCUUUUUAUCCGGAUAUAAAAGAGAAUUGAAGCUAAGCCUCUCCAUUCAUGUUGGGAGAAUAAAUACCCUGGUUCCCGUUUGUAUUUGUAUGCAAGAAUAAGAAGAUGCACGGAUUACCUGCGUGAAUUGUUUAUGGCUGCAAAGAUUUGCCUGUACGAACGCAAGCAAGACAAACAAUCCUGCUUUUGUUUACAAUCGCACGUUAAUCAUUUUUUCAUGAUUUCCUUUGCCUCCUUAUUAACGUUUUGUAUAGGACUCAAAUUAUGCAUAUCAUUGUAUGGGAAAUUUCAGUUGCUGUGUUGAUGUGUUUUGACUGAAAUAAACUCAAUUUUGGUUUGCGUUUGUUUAUUCACGCGCACAUGUGUGUUUCUGACAUCAUUGGCCUCAUGUUUGCCAGUGAUAUUGACGAUUUUUUAUGGCUUUUGAAAACAGGGACAAGAAGGAGACGCAAGAUGGCCGACACAGAGCAGAUGGCUGAAAAUCAGUCAAUAUCAACAGAUGAUGGCUCUAAGGAUAGCAAAGAUGACGAUUCAUUUGGAAUUGCUGCUGGAAAGAUCCCCGAUAACGCUUUUUUCUCUUCGAGUGCCCUGAAUCAAUCAUGUGGUGCGAACCAAGCAAGACUUCACAAACAGCCGCAAAAGGAAAAAUAUGGCGCAUGGACCCCCGUUUACAAUGAUAAGAAUCAGUUUUUGGAUAUAGAUCUUGGAGAGACCGUACAGGUUGGUGCCAUAGCAACACAAGGACGCCCGGCAUACACAGAAGACGGGGGUUGGUAUGUGGAAAGCUAUUCCUUGGCGUACGGCAAUGAUGGUGACAGUUUCCAGAAUCUCAGAGAGUAUGGUAUCUCGAAGGUUUUUGAAGGAAAUACCGAUUCGGAAACCGUCGUCAAAAACCAGCUGAAGAACGCCAUCAGUUGCAGAUACAUACGAAUAAAGCCUGUCACGUGGCAUAACCAUAUUGCAUUGCGCGUCGAAGUGUACAAACCGUCUGCUACUACUCAAAGUUCGAAAAAGCGCUCAACUCCCCAGAGACAAACUUCGAAAGGGUCAUCAUCACGUGGUGUACCCAGGACAGCUAACAGAGACAAUGCAAGUAAACCGGUGCUAGAAAGUAUUACUCUGGAUGCAAAACAGGGACUGCCAAGGAGGCCAAACGAAGCCGAACAGAUUAGUGUUGCUGAUUCAGUCCCGAGACCGGAUUCGAAAGAAGUUCUUGUUUUGAACGACAAAAGACCGGACCCGGAAAUUCAUGUAAAAGUUUCCGAAAACGGACUGAAAGAUCAAAACACUGGUGAUGACAAUAAAAGCAGUUUUGAGAUUAUAGAACCAGAAGAUUUGCAAAUGAAGAGUGGAUUGUUGCUGUCGGAAAAAUCAUCAACAGAAGGUGAUGAUUCAAUGGAAGAUGAAGGGAGCUUUGAGAAGAUAAACCAACCGGAAAUGAUACCAAUCGUUAGUGUCCGGAAUCAAGCAAACGUCUUUGAAAAUCGACCGGAAGUCGAAAAAACUGCUCCGGCUUUCCGUGCGAUGACAAAAGGUGGCUCGGCAGUAUCUACUCGUGAUGGAUCAAAAUUUAUUGGCAAGAUAAAGCUUGUCAAGCGUGAGGAGCCGGAGGAGGACUCUAACCAGGAUGAUAAACCAGUCGAAAAAAAGGAACCGGAAUAUGUGUUACCGGAUGCUGUGAAGGAGCGGCUGGUUAACUAUCAAGAAGUUGUAUUGCGGAAGAAUGGCAGCAGAGAAGAUUUAAGCAAACGCAAAUCACUGGUUCUCGAAGCAGACUUGAAGUAUCGAGAAGAAAUGGAAUCAAGUGUGCUUGACCGAUUGAAAGUUUUCAAAGACACCGAAAGCAAAUGCAAGGAGGAUUUAGAGUUGUCCAAGCAGGAAGAGGAGAAAAGGCUUUCCCUGAAACGCGAAGCCGAGAAAAGAAGGUCUCUUGCGUUGCAAAAGGAGAAAGAACGGAUGCUUGCGAUACUUGAGAAGCAGAAAGAGGAAGAAGAAGAACAGAGACGGAAACAAGAAGAGGCUAAGGCCGAUGAGUUCGUCGAAAUCAAUGCGGGAGUGCUUAGUUUUGAGCCUGUAGUUAACGAUCGUCUUAAGUUGUUUAAAGAGAGCGAGCGACAGGAAAAAGAAAAGCAAGAGGCAUUAAAAGAGGAGGCUGAAAAAAAGAGAAUUGCAAAAGAAACUGCCGAAAGAAAACGAGAGCUAGCUAUCCAGCGCGAAAAAGAAAGGCUGCAAGAGCUGAUGAACAAGAAACAGGAAGAGUUACGACUGAUGAAUGCCGAUCAAAGUUCAGAAUCUAACAGUGCUAACGGAGAAUACGAAGAAGAACCACCGGUGCCCGCCAUUGUUCACGAUCGCAUAAAGAUGUUUAAAGACAGCGAGAGGGCAAGCAAGGAAAGACAAAACGCACUACUUCUUGAAGCAAAAAACAAGAGAGCUGCGGAGGAGGAAGCGGAGCGUUCUAGAAUCUUAGUUGAGCAGCAACCUAAAAAGAUUAAUGAAGAAGUUGAAAAAGAAGCAGAAACUGACAAGAAAGGAAUAUUUGGCGAAGAGAGGCAGAAUGAAGAGGAGGUUGUAGUUGCCGUAGAGGAUUUGAAUGUUGAAUCAGGGAUUAGUUUUGAUUUUAUGGAAGAAAAUGGUGGUGAUGAGCUUGAUAGAAAGAAUCAGGAGGAUCAUGUAGAUCAAGUUGUCAUUAAAGAUAAAAACGAUAAUAAUAACGACGAAAUGGAUUUUCAGAAGAGGCUGGAGAGCAUUGACACCCAUCACGACGGCUAUGAUCCGGACCAUGAAAGAAGAAUGCUGGAGGAGGCCGAAGCAGCUUUUAAGAGCUUUGCCACGCACCAGAAAGGCGGAACUAAACCAAAGCGAUCUGCCAAGACAGAGAGUCUCAUUAAGUCAUUCACAACUCCUGGCGACGUGCAGCCUGCAUGCAAAACUCCAACUAGUUUGAAUGACGUAGCAGAGAGGAAGGAGAAAAAGCAGAGCCUUGAGGAACACGUAAUUUCAGAAAAACAAACGGAUAUACAUGUAAUUCCAGUUGACAAAGCCAAAGCCGUUGAUGCGACGAGGCCAAGUGACGCCUCAAGUGAGAAGAAUGUAUGUCUUUCUGGCCUUGUAAAGGAAAGAGCUGGAAUUUUUUCUAAGAACAUGCCCCCCGUAGCAGUACAUAAAACAGAAACUCCGCAUGCCAACGUCAAGAAGUGGAUUGCCUCGCAAAAUCAAAAUUGUGCAGAAAAUGGCGAUGAAGAGCGAUCUCUACUCAAUUCCCAAUUGGAAGAAUUGGAAAGGAAAUCUGCGCGUACCAACGAGAUGAUCGAGAAAUGCAGGCAGCAGGGUGACGAUGAAGGAGCCUUGGAAUUCGAGGAAGAGCUGCACUGUACUUUACUUGAAAUAUCAAAAACGAAACGAAAGCUUUUGAAGGUUGAAAAGGAACAUGGAGGAACGAGACAGCUGGUACACAGUUUUUCUGUGAGUUCUGAGUCGCGGUCGAUUCCUGAUGAUAAUUUAAGCGACAAGGCAUCUGCAGCAUCACGUUCGCAAAAGGGAAGCAGCUCAACAAAAUUAUCGAAAGAGUGUAAAGCGCCCGUGGACAAAGAGCCACCACCAGUCGAUGCAAGUUCGUUCAAUGACGGUGGAGAAAUAGUGGUUGAAGGCAAUGUGUUUUCCCAAAUAAAGACUUAUGAAGAAGAAAGUACCAGGCAGCGAAAGAAAAUGGCCGAAAUUCGCAAGUCGCUAAGUCUUAGUCGCUCAUCUUUGGAUAUAUAUGAAAACCCCCCACCAAUGGGCUUUGGGGGACCCGAGUUUGCCAAGGACAAAUCUAAGUCUUCCAGAGAAUGCAAAUUGCCAAGAGACAACCCGGCUCCAGCUGUCGAAUACGAAAAAUUCAAUGAUGAUGGAGAUUGCGUGCCGGAGGGCAACGUCCACAACAGAAUGCAGCUUUUUUCAAGCAAAUAGAAAUGGGACGUCAAGCUACGAAGGAGCGUAAAAUGUCCAUGAGGAAUCGCGUCUUGCGUCAGACAAAACGAGGUGACUUUAGCUCUUAAAAUUGUAAUUUUUAAUCAACCUUAAAUUCGCGCUUGAAUUUCAAUCAAAUUUUUCAAUUAUUCUUAUUGAUAAUAAUUUUCUAAAUGGGAAUUUAGAUGCACCUUUUCACAAAUUAAAACAAAUAUAGCGUAUUGACGUGUUCGGAAUUAAAGGCUCUUUUAUAUAUAUAUGGCUGUUUGUUGCCGUUGGGAAGGAGUAGUAGCGUAGCCAAGGCUACGAGAUAGUGGAAAGGAUAGCAAUAUAAAUUUUUGCCACCUCUGAAAACGUUUUAGGCUGUUCUUUAUUAAUAAGCUUGGUUUAUUAAUAAAUUUGCAAGGCUUGUAGAUAGGUUCUCAAUUUUUCAAAUCUAGAAAAACUUCCAAACAAUAUGAUAAAUUUUUAUUUUUUGUGGAGGUUACCUUUAUGAAUUUAUCAGCAAAAUCAACCUGAAAAUUAGGGUCUAAUGACAGUGAAUUGUGACGGCAGAUUCCUUGUACCCCCUGGGGGGCACUUAUCUUCAAGAGGACAUUAAUGUUCGGGGUCACUUGCAAUACAAGUCUUUAAUAUCCUGUUGACCUUUUCCUUUUUGAUGUCACUUUUUAAUAUCCUGUUAUCCUGUUACAGGGCCCGCACCACCGAUUCUAAAGUAGGGGGGGGGUCAAAAAGGGUGUUACCUAUUUAAUACCUAAAAGGGUGAUUCAAUACCUAUAGUUAGCAAGAAAAGUAGGGAAGGCCGUGCUCCCCCGGCCCCCCUGUAUCGCGGGCCCACUGUUGCCCACAACUUUUGGAAAACCCUGUUCUCUGAGUGACCCAGAAAAUUCUCUUUGUGACCCCCGUAGCGACCCCUCAUUCCCCUCCUUGAUGUUGUUUUUGUGCUCAUGCGAGUACACUGAAAACAGAAUUCCGAACCGGAGGGUUACCACAUUGUUAGUGGAAUGCACAGUAACUUCGACCAUUUUCUGCAGACCUUGCAGUCAUGUACCCGCAAAUCCCGCAGCCGUUUCCCGCAAAUCCCGAAGCCGUUUCCCGCAGGUCCCGCAGCCGUUUCCCGCAUAUCCCGCAUUUUCACUACGUUGAUAUUCAUCAAUAAUUCGAAUAUAUUUUGAUCGAACUGAUGUGAAUAUAAAUUUUUAUACAGCCUAGUUUUAUAUUUAGUAGAGAGUAGUAAAUUUACGGGGGUUAAGUAUAUAAUGCAUUGAAGUAGA